Enhydra lutris kenyoni (northern sea otter) is the source of this 447-nucleotide messenger RNA. RefSeq names its product 28S ribosomal protein S36, mitochondrial. Gene Ontology annotation, biological process: 2-oxoglutarate metabolic process. Bases 18 to 329 code for a protein of 103 amino acids. The transcript has a single exon. The record is from RefSeq and is a predicted model, not a curated record. Lineage: Eukaryota; Metazoa; Chordata; Mammalia; Carnivora; Mustelidae.
UGCCCCAUCCCGGGGUCAUGAUGGGCAGCAAGAUGGCGUCUGCCAGCAGGGUCGUUCAGGUAGUCAAGCCACAUACUCCAUUAAUAAGAUUCCCUGACAGAAGAGACAAUCCUAAACCUAACGUAUCAGAAGUUUUGAGAUCAGCAGGACUACCAUCUCACUCUUCUUCAAUUUCACAACAUUCUAAGGGAAGUAAAUCACCAGAUUUGCUGAUGCAUCAGGGUCCACCAGACACUGCAGAAAUAAUAAAAACAUUACCUCAGAAAUACAGAAGGAAACUUGUAUCUCAAGAAGAAAUUGAAUUUAUCCAACGUGGAGGUCCGGAAUAAUCACUGACAGUGUGGCUGCUAUUUAUCAUCAGACAAAAAAAUAGUCUUUACAAUAAAGACUGUCCAAAAAUCCAAAAUGGCACAUGAGAAAUUAUAUAGCAAACAACUUGAAUACUCU